AAGUGGUCUAAAGCUUCAGAGUGAACUCCCAAAAAGUACUUAAAACACUUGUGUUUUGGAUAUUGCUCUCUCUCUCUCCUGAGAAUUCGGAAAACUCAGCACAAUCCCCGAGCUGGCGUUAUGGUCCAUUGUCAGUAUAUUGCGUUUGUGGUUGUAACUUGACUCACAUGGCAGUGAUGAAUGGGUUUUAGACGCAAGAAUGGAAGAGGGUUCAGGUUCUGGUGCGCAAGACUCACUCUAUGGCUUGAACUUUGGCAGGAAAAUCUACUUUGAGGAUGUGGGCAGUGGAGUUCAGGCUAAAAUCGGUGAUGGGCCGUCGCCGGUGGUAUCUUCCGGACUUCCACCACCGGUGCCGGCGAAGAAGGGAAAGGGUGGUGGGGCACAGGGUAGCCAGCCACCCAGGUGUCAAGUGGAAGGGUGUAAGGUAGAUCUGAGUGAUUCUAAGGCUUACUACUCAAGGCACAAAGUCUGUGGUAUGCACUCAAAGUCUCGAAAAGUCAUUGUUGCAGGGCUUGAGCAAAGGUUUUGCCAGCAAUGCAGCAGGUUUCAUCAAUUGUCUGAAUUUGACCAAGGAAAACGAAGCUGCCGGAGAAGACUUGCUGGACACAACGAGCGUCGAAGGAAGCCUCCACCUGGAUCUCUACCAUCCACUCGCCAUGGAAACUUUUCUUCAUCCAUUUUUGAAGCCCAUGGCAGAAAUGGAGGUUUUGUGAUGGACUUCUCUUCAUAUCCAAGUGCGGCUGGGAGGAAUUCAUGGCCAAAUAUGUCGUCAUCCGAAGGAGGAUUGGGGAAUCAAGUUCCUGUCGCCGAAAAGUUUAUUCCAUCACCAUGGCAUAGAAACUCAGAGAAUCCUCCACCACCCAAUCUUCUGCAAGGUUCAACUACUAGUGCCAGCUAUUUGGGUCCGAGAUUAUCUUCUGGAAGUUUCAGUGGAGUCUCGGACUCUGGCAGUGCUCUCUCUCUUCUGUCAAGUCAGACCUGGGGCUCAAGAAACAUACCCUCUUGUCCCGGGCUGAACACUUUAUAUGGUCCGAAUGGGACGUCCAUGGUUCAGCCACCAGUUGCACAUGAUGCAUCUGUUGGCGACUUUAUGAGCCUUCCAUGGGGUUUCAAGGACAACCAAGCUAGUAUCGGUUCCCACGAGAUGCCACCUGAUCUUGGUUUAGGUCAGAUUUCACAUCCGGCCAACAGUCAAUAUUCCAAUGAGCUCGAGUUGGCUCAACAAGGUGGCGGACAGUACCAUGAACUUGAGCUCUCGACUGGUUAUGCUUCUCCUGUCGAGGAUUUGCACUGGUCUCCUUGAGUGUCUUUUUACUUAUCUAAAGCCCAAAGCUAAGGUCCUUGGAACCUUGUCUGUUCUAAUAAUUAAAACCUAUGUUUCUUAAGUUCUCGUCAGCUAGUAGCAUUUGUGAGAUGUUUUACUCUGCACUCUUCUGUUAGAGAGGCAUAAGAAGACUCUGUGCUCGCCUAUGGUUAAUGUCAUUGGAUGACAGACAUCAGCUUUUGUCCUACUCUGUGUUUUGAAAUCAUUUCCUGUGGAAGUAGCUGAAUUGCCCAUUUAU
Messenger RNA from Olea europaea var. sylvestris, 1562 nucleotides. Its product is annotated as squamosa promoter-binding-like protein 14. The transcript has 4 exons. Lineage: Eukaryota; Viridiplantae; Streptophyta; Magnoliopsida; Lamiales; Oleaceae. The coding region runs from base 200 to 1303 and encodes 367 amino acids. Gene Ontology annotation, cellular component: nucleus. The record is from RefSeq and is a predicted model, not a curated record. Gene Ontology annotation, molecular function: DNA binding.